Molecule: messenger RNA, 1898 nt
Organism: Rhipicephalus sanguineus (brown dog tick)
Lineage: Eukaryota; Metazoa; Arthropoda; Arachnida; Ixodida; Ixodidae
Product: TWiK family of potassium channels protein 12
Exons: 2
Coding region: 1-753 (250 amino acids)
Biological process (GO): potassium ion transmembrane transport; stabilization of membrane potential
Cellular component (GO): membrane
Molecular function (GO): potassium ion leak channel activity
Source: RefSeq, a predicted model, not a curated record
AUGGGAGGGUCCGACGCCGGAAUAGAGCAGGCCCUUCAAGAGGCACUAGACAUCACAGAGAACUUUCUAGUCGGUUCGGGCCUGAGCCUGUCAUCGGCCAAGUCUGAGUUAUUACUAUACAGACCCACCCGACAAGGGCAGAGGAACCUCACUCCUUUAGAACAGAUUCCCAUAGCUUUACACACACGGGCUGGGCAGAAAAUACCCAGGGUGGACUCCAUCAGUGUCCUCGGACUCCUGCUAGAGUCCAAGGGGGGCAACUCACGGACUCUAGCCCGCAUCACCUCCAAGACGGAGAACAUGCUUAGGCUCAUACUCAGGGUUUCGAACAGCAGGGGUUGGCGCAUCGAGAACCUGACCACGGGGGACGACGAGGUCUACGAGGACGGCGCCAGCAAGCCACGAGUGUCGGUGCCCAUCACUCUGUGCUUCGUCAUCAUGAUUGGCUACAUCUCCGGAGGCGCCGUCAUCUUCUCGCUUUGGGAGGGCUGGGAGUUCCUCGACGGCUCCUACUUCUGCUUCGUCACCCUCAGCACCAUCGGCUUCGGAGACCUGGUGCCCGGCGACACCGUCGUCUCCGACAGCGGCUCUCAGGAGAAGCUGGUCAUAUGCUCCCUCUACCUCCUGGUUGGCAUGGCGCUGAUAGCCAUGUGCUUCAACCUCAUGCAGGAGGAAGUUAUUUACAAAGUGAGAAACUGUGGCAAACGCAUCGGUAUUAUCAAGGACACCGACGACGACGAAGACUUCUCCUGAGGCGUGCCAUAUUGUCUGCCAAACGUGGCCGCUUUGAGCGCCAAUGUGCAGGAGACCAUUUAGAGCGAGUGCGCAAGCAAGUAUAUUGCGACAGUUCAGUCUGCGGCAUCAUCGCAAUGAAGCCUUGGCGAAAAGACUCCGCAAAAGAGUGAACCUGAAAUAGAUUUUUUUUAACAUGAAUAUUUGAGAACGCUCUACUAGCGCGCCUGAACGUGAAUAAGCAGCGACCAAUGGCACAGAGAGCUGUGGGCGCUGGGUACCGUACGCCUACUGACCAAGCGUGGCGUAUAUUUUCGUCCUUUUGGCACGUACUGCUAUUCGUGCCAUCGAAAGUUCGUCAUGUUGAAGGCACAGCUGAGGGGUUUCCUCCCGGAAAGCCCUGUGUACGGAAAAUAGCGCAGGCAAGAGCGAUAAGCAGCUACGGCGCUGCUUGUAUUUCGCGGACGUUGUCAUAGUCCUCGUCAAAUCAGUAGCCAUAUCGAAGCCGACUAAUACGUCCAGUUAUUCUUACAACUUGGUGUACCCAACCUGAGGCAAACAAUCACAGUUUUCCAAGGUCAUUAAGCAUUCAUGUUGUUUAUGGCAAAGAUGGUCGAUAGCAAAGCGCUCGGGGCACAGACUCAGAUUAAAGAGUACCAGCUUUCAUCAGCUAAGGGCCCAGCAUUAUUGACGUUUCGAAGCGGCUCUAUAAAUUGCGCCUGCAAGAUUACCGCGCAGUGUCAGACAAUGCAGAGGCCCAAACUAUCCGCUGCCACGUAUGCUCUUUGAAGGACACAUAUCGAAAUAUGCCCGUUAUUUGGCUGCUUUUCAGGCACGUGGGCCACGAAAGCUCCCACUUGUUCUCAAAGGUGUGCCUUGGUAGCAAAAUUGAUAAUUGUUCGUUUUCUCCAGCUCCGCAUUCGGAAUAUAAUAAUUAUAAAUUCUGUUUUUUCUCAUAUAAACAGCUGAGCGACUGUUCUAAAUUGUCCCUGCUGUUACGGCUGUGUGUCACAAUUUCAGCGCUACAUGAAAAUGGUACGCAAAUUAAGGAUCCUGCGCGUAGACUUAAUUUGCGCGCUGACAACUGUGGGCGAAGGUUAGCCUUCCACGCGGAGCUCAAGAUCACAACUCAGGAUUCAUACAGGUAAUCGCGGGAAGAAAAUAAA